GAGUAUUCACAUACUACAGUCAGCUGUUAGAUGCACCUUUCGGCUGCAGAAGUCGUUUUUAAUCUGCUUUUUAAACCGCCAGCGGUCGACGCAGACACCCCCCGUGAGAGCUCAGCCUUUUCCUCAUCAUGGUGGAGCCCACAGCAUCUGGCGUGUUCUGUAACAGGAUGCUGAGCAUGGUCAACUCUGAGGAUGUUAACGCCAUCAUCCAGGCUCAGAGACACAUGCUUGACCGCUUUGAGAAAACCAAUGAAAUGCUGAUCAACUUCAACGGGCUGUCGAAUGUACGACUGCAACAGAUGAACGAGCGCUUCCUACUCCACACUCGCACCCUUGUGGAAAUGAAGAAAGAUCUGGACAGUGUCUUCAGGAGGAUUAGGACACUAAAAGGAAAGAUUGCGAAGCAGUACCCAGAAGCUUUCAGCAAUAUCCAUGAGUCACCCAUCCUGGAGGACGAUGAUGAUGACUUCGACCCAGUUCCCCCCAGUACUGCCACAACAAUUACAACAGCUAUGUCAGAGCAGAGCACAGAGUCCUGCGACACAAGUCCAGAUGUGAUCUCACCCACCGUCAGCAGAUGCUCCGAUGAUCUCUCUCAAGAGGUGCCGGACACGCCCACCUCCGACGUCCUAGAGACAGCUGUCCUACAGGACGAGGGUCCGGACUCUGUACCUGCAGAAUAGAGCGAGCAGUAUGUGAAUGAAGCUUCAACCUUAAAACUAUUUUAGCAAGAGGUCAUGUUGUAUAUUUGAGUUUGUGUGGGCCUCUACAGAAUCUGCUGACCUUUCCAGUCAUUAAUCUCUUUUUUUGGGAAGAGCGUCACAACCUUGAUGUUAGCUGUGUCUAUGAACUGUCUAUGAGGAUGCUGGACACUUUGUCAGCAUUCUUGUUUGUCCUUUGCCUCUACAGCACUAAAAUAAUGCAGAUAAUACUUGAAGUUGUAUAGUAUAUCACUAUAGAUGUGUGUCUAUAGCACUGACAGCAAACCUGAGCAAAAUCCUUCACUCACUAUGUGAUUAUUAGCGUUGUUGUUGUUGUUGUUGUUUUGAAGAAAUGCACAAAGAUAGAAGUCUC
Messenger RNA from Centropristis striata (black sea bass), 1074 nucleotides. It is a transcript of the gene kxd1, whose product is annotated as KxDL motif containing 1. Gene Ontology annotation, biological process: lysosome localization. The record is from RefSeq and is a predicted model, not a curated record. Gene Ontology annotation, cellular component: BORC complex. The transcript has 6 exons. The coding region runs from base 129 to 683 and encodes 184 amino acids. NCBI's taxonomy places the organism in Eukaryota, Metazoa, Chordata, Actinopteri, Perciformes, Serranidae.